AUGUGGCUCCUCACGACCAGCAAAGCAGAGCUUGAAUGGUACGCUCGUCCACCACCGAAGUAUGCUGUCCUCUCGCACGUUUGGGAGAAGGGGGAGAAGGGGGAGCCGGUGGAGCAGUCGUUCCGGGACGUCUCGGAUAUUGGGCGAGCGUGCAGGGAGACGAAGGAGAACCCGCGCGACUUCGUGUCGGACAAGAUCCGCAACUGCUGUAUAUGGGCGGAGGCGCACGGCUUUGCGCUCGUCUGGGUGGACACCUGCUGUAUCGACCAGACGAGCAGCGCAGAGCUGUCCGAGGCGAUCAACUCGAUGUUCGCGUGGUACGCCAGCGCGACGGUCUGCUAUGCCUUCCUUUACGACGUCUCUGAAGUCGAACCGCCCUCUGCUCCAAACUCCUCCUUCCGCAACAGCGUGUGGUUUACGCGCGGGUGGACACUGCAGGAACUCAUCGCCCCCAAGGUCGUCAUCUUUCUCUCGAUGCACUGGUUUCCAAUCGCGUCGAAGCGCUCUAUAUCGUCGCUGCUCGAGGAAAUCACCGGGAUCGACGCCGCGGUGCUCAUGGGCAGCAUGCCUCUCCACGAAGUGAGCGUAGCGCGCCGCAUGUCCUGGGCUUCGGAGAGGAAGACCUGCAGGAUCGAGGAUGAGGCGUACUGCUUGAUGGGCAUCUUCGGCGUGCACCUCCCCACGAUCUACGGUGAGGGCAGGGAGGCGUUCCUCCGGCUCCAAGAAGAGAUCAUGCGACGCAUCCCAGACACGACUCUCUUCGCAUGG
Molecule: messenger RNA, 768 nt
Organism: Trametes versicolor FP-101664 SS1
Lineage: Eukaryota; Fungi; Basidiomycota; Agaricomycetes; Polyporales; Polyporaceae
Product: HET-domain-containing protein
Exons: 1
Source: RefSeq, a predicted model, not a curated record